CAGUGAUCCUUUUCCACAAUCAAGACUCUGUUGCCGAGAAGUUUGAAGCGCUCACUGCUGCAGUAAUCAUGGCACCAGCUGGAGAAAAGAAGAACAUUUUGGAGCGCCUGAAUGCGGGAGAGGUUGUUAUCGGGGACGGAGGCUUUGUCUUCGCCCUUGAGAAGAGGGGUUAUGUAAAAGCCGGGCCGUGGACACCCGAAGCUGCUGCCGAGCACCCCGAAGCCGUGCGGCAGCUGCACAGGGAGUUCCUCAGAGCCGGUUCCAAUGUCAUGCAGACAUUCACUUUUUACGCCAGCGAUGACAAACUGGAGAACAGGGGCCACACUCAGCGCUUCACUGGGCGCCAAAUAAACGAAGCAGCUUGUGACCUGGCCAGGGAGGUGGCCAAAGAGGGCGAUGCUCUGGUGGCAGGCGGAGUUUCCCAGACCCCGGCCUACCUCAGCUGCAAGAGUGAGGAGGACGUCAAGGCCAUCUUCAUGAAACAGAUUGAUGUCUUUGUCCAGAAAGAUGUUGACUUCUUGAUCGCAGAGUACUUUGAGCAUGUGGAAGAGGCUGAGUGGGCUGUCCAGGUUUUGAAAUCAACUGGCAAGCCAGUGGCUGCAAGUCUGUGUAUUGGACCCGAAGGAGACCUGAAUGGAGUCAGCCCUGGAGACUGUGCAGUCAGACUUGUCAAAGCUGGUGCUGAUAUUGUGGGCAUUAACUGCCACUUUGACCCUGAGACCUGUGUGAAGACUGUGAAACUGAUGAAGGAGGGUGUGGAGAAGGCUGGGCUGAAGGCUCACUACAUGUGCCAGCCACUGGCCUAUCACACUCCGGACUGCAGCCGCCAGGGAUUCAUUGACCUGCCAGAGUUCCCGUUCGGUCUUGAGCCAAGGAUCUUGACCAGAUGGGAUGUGCAUAAAUAUGCCCGGGAAGCAUAUAAUGCUGGCAUCCGCUUCAUUGGAGGCUGCUGCGGAUUCGAGCCUUAUCACAUCCGUGCCAUAGCUGAGGAGCUGGAAGCUGAGCGGGGUUGCCUUCCUGCUGGGUCUGAGAAGCAUGGUAGCUGGGGUAGUGGCCUGUCAAUGCACACUAAGCCUUGGGUUAGAGCUAGGGCCCGUCGUGACUACUGGGAGAAGCUGAAGCCUGCCUCUGGCCGCCCCCUCUGCCCCUCCAUGUCCACACCUGAUAGCUGGGGCGUCACCAAAGGCCACACUGACCUGAUGCAACAAAAGGAGGCUACUUCCAAGGAGCAGCUGGAGGCUCUGUUUGACAAAGCCAGCCAAGGUCACUGAGCUCCUGUCUGAGGCCUUUGAAGAGGCGAAGCCAAGGGGUGGCGUGAGAAGGCCUACUCACACAUUCCCCUAAGUUUACAUACCAAAAAAGAUCGAAAUGCUGAAGUUCUCUUUUUAGGACCAUUCUUACUGUGCAAGACCAGUAUUGUAUGCUAACCUUUGAAAUUGGCUUUCCAGACUAACCAGCACUGUUUUAUGACUAUCACAGCUGUAAAAAUGUGAAAUUACUGUGACUACAAACAAGUAGCUGUGAACACACCCGAGUGAUGGCUCAGUGCUGUGUGUCGUAAUAAGAAAA
Messenger RNA from Archocentrus centrarchus (flier cichlid), 1569 nucleotides. RefSeq names its product betaine-homocysteine methyltransferase (gene bhmt). Bases 69 to 1271 code for a protein of 400 amino acids. The record is from RefSeq and is a predicted model, not a curated record. Gene Ontology annotation, biological process: L-methionine salvage. The transcript has 8 exons. Gene Ontology annotation, molecular function: betaine-homocysteine S-methyltransferase activity; zinc ion binding. Gene Ontology annotation, cellular component: cytosol. Lineage: Eukaryota; Metazoa; Chordata; Actinopteri; Cichliformes; Cichlidae.